AUGGCAAAUGAGAAGAAGAACGUACGGCCUCCUUCACUCCCGAGGAGAUCGAAACGCCGAAGAGGUACAAUUCCAUUAUACAUAUAUCUCGAAGUAGAAAGUAGCUCACAAUUCCUUCACAGGAUACUGCAAAAAGUCAAUGCUCGACUACUCCCAACCACUGCCAUCAUCUACCUGCUAUGCUACCUCGACAGGUCCAACAUCGGCAUCGCACAUAUCCUAAAUGCUGACACCAGAGACGACAAUCUCUCCACAAACAACAUAAGCGCCUUCGACUUCGCCAUCGCCCUCAUGGUCUUCCCAGUCGCAUACUCCCUCUUCGAAGCGCCCAGCAAUCUGGCUCUCAAGAUGCUGUCGCCAAAGAGGUGGUUCGGCUUCCUGAACAUCGCAUUCGGUGUCUUCUGCGUGGGCAUUCUUGUUUUCUUCUUUCUGCCGAACUAUCCAGAGCAUGCGGGCUGGUUGACCGAGGAGGAAAAGGUCCUUCAGGUGCGUAGAAUGGGCAUUCACAGCAAUGCUAGUGAGUCGAAGAUCAGCUGGGAAGAUGCAAAAGGCACACUACUCACCUGGCACUUCUACGGCCACUACGUCGCCUACUUAGCCGUUGCCUGCGGUGUGUCUUCCCUGUCGCUAUUUUCGCCAACAGCCGUUCGUGGGCUAGGAUACAGAUCGCUGGAUACUCAGCUUUACACUGUACCUCCUUAUACCAUCGCAUAUGUCGUAACCGUGGCUGACCGCUACAAGUCCCGAGGAAUCGUUGCCGCCGAAUCCAUAGUCGUCGGCACCAUCGUUUAUGCUGUUGUCGGUAAGAUAUGA
Messenger RNA from Alternaria atra, 813 nucleotides. RefSeq lists its product as uncharacterized. NCBI's taxonomy places the organism in Eukaryota, Fungi, Ascomycota, Dothideomycetes, Pleosporales, Pleosporaceae. The coding region runs from base 1 to 813 and encodes 270 amino acids. Gene Ontology annotation, molecular function: transmembrane transporter activity. The record is from RefSeq and is a predicted model, not a curated record. Gene Ontology annotation, cellular component: membrane. The transcript has a single exon.